Molecule: messenger RNA, 584 nt
Organism: Daphnia pulex (common water flea)
Lineage: Eukaryota; Metazoa; Arthropoda; Branchiopoda; Diplostraca; Daphniidae
Exons: 4
Coding region: 189-509 (106 amino acids)
Source: RefSeq, a predicted model, not a curated record
GGAGCAGUUGCUGGCCCAAGUGGUCCUAGCAAUUAUCAAAAAAGAAAGAUGCGAGACCAGCAAAAGAAGGGUAGGGCCAAAAUGGUGAACAAAGGAGCAAUCGACAGUCUUGCUGAUCAACUCGCUGCUUGCAGCUCAGAUGAUGAGAAAUAGGCCCUUCUCGUAAUAGCAGCGAAUUCAACGUCUUCAUGACAAAAUGGAUUGAAAACCACAGCCAACUGCAUGAAGACGUCCUGAAUGACGAAAUACGCGAACCAGACCCAAUCGAAGAUUUUUGCGGAAUGCUCAAUAGUUGGCUGAAGAAAAAAGGUCUCGUGAUGCCGUACUUUCUAUGCGUCGGAACUUCGGGUUCUGGCCCUUCGCAAAACUUCAUUAUGACCUGUCAGUGCCACCAUGUGGUAGACUUGGCUAUAGGUGAGGGCAAUACAGUAAAGAUGGCAAAAAACGUCGCUGCCGCUAAAAUGUACAAGACGCUGAUGGAAGCAGGAUGGUAUGGCGCAGGCCUUUAAUUUUUUUAUUACAUCUUUUCAUUUUGCGUUUAAUUUCGCUGUGCGAAUGUAAGAAAUACAAAUACUUCUCCAGAA